AUGAGUAAAUCAUCGACACAGAGUUCAUCACCAUCAUCCUCACCAACAAAAGUCGUUUUUCGUCAACUCGGAACGACAACAAAUUCUCAACAAAGAAAUUCGCAUAGAGAAAAUUCACCAGAUAACCAAUUCAGAAUCGGCGAUCGAGUUAGUAUUCAUGGUGCAUCAGGAACAAUAGUAUUUAUUGGUUCGACACAUUUUGCGGAAGGCGAAUGGCUUGGAAUUAAUCUUGAUGAAGCACAAGGCAAAAAUGAUGGUUCACAUGGUGGUAUUCGCUAUUUUGAAACGGAUGCUAAUCGUGGUCUUUUCUGUCGGCCUGAUAAAGUUCAACGUUUAUCACUUAAUGGUUCUUCUCAAAGAAAUUCAAUACUGUUUAAUCAAAUCAGAUUACCUAUCAUAGAUGAAACUGACCAUGGAUUGGAACUAUUAUCGAAUAAAAAUCUUCAAAUAGGUGAUCGAGUAGUUAUUCGUGGAACAAAAUAUGGUAUUCUAAAAUAUAUUGGUAAAAUUCAUGUCAAUGAAGGUAUAUGGUGUGGCAUUAAACUAGAUGGUCCCUUGGGUAAACAUGAUGGUAAAAUUGAAGGGAUACGAUAUUUUCAAUGUCAACAUCGUUAUGGAAUUUUUGCUCCUUUACAAAGUGUUGAAAAAGUCAUCACUGAUACCGAUGAUAUAAGAAGAAUUUCUCGGCAGUCAAUCAUUUCAACAGGUUCAUGUGAUCAAUAUCAUGAUACAAAUAGUCAGGAUUCGAACAUUUCUGAAUUUUCAACAUCACCAAAUAGUUUGCAUUAUUUUCCACCACGAUCACCAAGAAAAUUUCCUCAACCAAAUUUUUCUACCGAUGUAACAUCAAUGGAAACAUUAUCAUCAACACAAAUAACAGAUUUACAUGAAAAAAUAAAAGAAAAAAAUCUAUCUAUUGAAAAAUUAAGCAAAGAAAAUGAAAGAGAUCGUUUAGAAUUGUCGAAUUCUAAAGAACAAAUGAAUCAAAUGAAAAAACAGCUAACAACCUUACAACAACAAUACGAAAUAAAAGAAAAACAAAACGAACAAUUAAUAAAAGAACAAGUUGAAUUAAGACAACGUUUAGAAGAUUUACAAUUUCAACUUGAAGAAUAUCAAUAUUCUGAAACAGAUACAGACCUUUUAAAAAUACCUAUUGAUGAUCAUAAUCAAUUAUUAUCUCGACAUGAAAUUGCAAAUUAUGAACAAACAAAAGAAAAACUUGUUCAACUUGAAUCUAUUAAUAAAAAUUUAAUACAUGAAAAACAAAUAUUACAAGAAGAAUUAAAACAAUCUAAUGAAAUAAAAGAAAAAGAAAAACAAACAAAUAACUUUAUUAAUGAAUUAGAAAAACAAAUUGAAUUACUUAAAUUCCAAAUAUCUGAUCUACAAAAUAAAGAUCAAAAUAAAACUAUUCAAUUGAAUGAAAAAGAUACGUUUUACAAACAGCAAAUCAUCGAAUAUCAAUCAAAAAUUGAUCAAAUCACUAAACAAGAUCAAAAUAUUCGAUUACAACUAACAACAGUAGAACAAGAGAAACAUUUAAAUGAUAAACAAAUUACGAAUUUAUCGGAUGAACUAAAACGAUAUAAAGAAAGUAUUGUUCCUGAUAUGGAAAAAGAAUGUCAAAUACUCAAAUCCGAAUUAGAAAACCGAGAUUCCACUGGUAAUAGAGAACUUAAUGAACGCGAAAUAUAUUAUCAACAACAAAUAAAAGAAUAUCAAGGUAAUAUUGAUCGAGUUACUUAUGAAACAGAAAAAAUUCGAACUGAAUUACGACAACUACAACAAGCAAAUGAUUUAAAAGAGAAAACAACUAAAACUUUAAUUGAUGAAUUGAAGAAAAAUUAUGAAACAGUUCAAAAUGAAUUAAUGGAAUUAAAUGAACAAGAAUAUACAGCAAAAAUGACUUUAAAUCAACGCGAAUCAUAUUAUAAACAACAAAUAAAUGAAUAUGAAAAUAAUCUAAAUCAAGCAAUGCGUCAAACUCAAAAGAUUCAAAAUGAAUUAGUUAAAUUAGAAGAAGAAAAAUCUUCGCAUGAUAAUAAAUCUAAUAAUACAAUUAAUUUAUUAAAACAAGAUUAUGAAAAACAAUAUGAAAUCUUACAAAGUCAAUUAACAAAAUUACAAGAUAAAGAUCAUACACAUAAUAUUAUCUUAAAUGAACGUAUAGGUCAUUAUGAAAUACAAAUAAAAGAACAUCAAAUUAAAAUAGAUCAACAUAUUCGUGAAAUACAAGCUCUUCAAGCUGAAUUAAUAAAUUUACAAGAAGAAAAAUCAAAUGAUGAAGAGCAAUUCAAUGAUACGAUUAAUAAAUUACAACAUGAUUAUGAAACUCUGAAAUUUGAAUUACACGAACGAGAUCAAACACAAACCAUCGUAAUGAACGAACGUGAUGCUCUUCAUCAAUCCCAAAUAAAAGAACUUGAAACCAAGAGAAAUCAAUCACUUGUUGAAAUACAAAAUCUUCAAUCUGAAUUAAUUAAAUUACGAGAAGAGAAAAACACCAUCGAAAAACAACUGAAAGAAACUAUCAAUACGUUAAAACAAGAUCAUGAAAGACAAUAUAAAGAACUUCAAACUGAAAUAGAUGAAUUAAAUGAACGAGAACGUAAAGCACAUAGAACUGUACAUCAACAUGAAGCAGAAUUUGAACAGCAAGUAAAAGAUUAUCAAACUAAAAUAGAAGAAGCCAAUAUCGAAACUCAACAUAUUCAAACUCAAUUAGCUGAACUUCUAGAAGAAAAAUCCAAAUCCGAUGAUACAAAUAGUUCAUUAAAACAAGACAUUGAAAGACUUACAGAUGAAUUGAAAAAUCGAGAUCACACUCAAAAUAUGGCAUUAAAGGAACAUGAAGCUUUUUAUGAACUACGAAUAAAAGAAUAUCAAAUUAAGAAAGAUCAAGAUGUUCAUGAAAUAGAUAUUCUUCGAGCUGAAUUAGCGAAUUUACAAGAAGAAAAACUAUUUCAUGAAAAACAAUUAAAUGAGAUGAUUAUUAAAUUAAAACAAGAUUAUGAAAAUCUUAAACAUGAGUUACACGAACAAGAAGAAAAAACUAUACAUCAACGUGAAUCAGAAUUUGAACAACAAAGAAAAGACUAUGAAGAUAAAUUAGAAGAGGCUAUUCUUGCAAGUCAACAUAUUCAAACUCAAUUAACAGAAUUACUAGAAGAAAAAUCGAAAUUCGAGGAAACAAGCAUUCUAUUAAAACAAGACAUUGAAAGACUUCAAAUUGAAUUAGAAGAUCGAGAUCGUACACCGAAUAUGGCUACGAAUGAACGUGAAGCUCAUUAUCAGGCUCAGAUAAAAGAACUUGAAACCAAGAAACAUCAAUCACUUGAUGAAAUACAACAUCUUCAAUCUGAAUUAAUUAAAUUAAGAGAAGACAAAAACACUAUCGAAAAUCAAUUCAAUGAAACUAUCGAUUCCUUAAAACAAGAUCAUGAAAGACAUUGUAAAGAGCUUCAAACUGAAAUAGACGAAUUAAAUGAACGAGAAGAAAAAACUAUACAUCAACCCGAAUCAGAGUUUGAACAACAAAGAAAAGACUAUGAAGAUAAAUUAGAAGAGGCUAUUCUUGCAACUCAACAUAUUCAAACUCAAUUAACAGAAUUACUAGAAGAAAAAUCGAAAUUCGAGGAAACAAGCAUUCUACUAAAACAAGACAUUGAAAGACUUCAAACUGAAUUAGAAGAUCGAGAUCGUACACAGAAUAUGGCUACGAAUGAACGUGAAGCUCAUUAUCAAGCUCAGAUAAAAGAACUUGAAACCAAGAAACAUCAAUCACUUGAUGAAAUACAACAUCUUCAAUCUGAAUUAAUUAAAUUAAGAGAAGACAAAAACACUAUCGAAAAUCAAUUCAAUGAAACUAUCGAUUCCUUAAAACAAGAUCAUGAAAGACAUUGUAAAGAGCUUCAAACUGAAAUAGAUGAAUUAAAUGAACGAGAAGAAAAAACUGUACAUCAACAUGAAUCAGAAUUUGAACAACAAAGAAAAGACUAUGAAGAUAAAUUAGAAGAAGCUAUUCUUGCAAGUCAACGUAUUCAAACUCAAUUAACAGAAUUACUAGAAGAAAAAUCGAAAUUCGAGGAUACAAGCAUUCUAUUAAAACAAGACAUUGAAAGACUUCAAACUGAAUUAGAAGAUCGAGAUCGUACACAGAAUAUGGCUACGAAUGAACGUGAAGCUCAUUAUCAAGCUCAGAUAAAAGAGCUUGAAACCAAGAAACAUCAAUCACUUGAUGAAAUACAAAAUCUUCAAUCUGAAUUAAUUAAAUUAAGAGAAGACAAAAACACUAUCGAGAAUCAAUUCAAUGAAACUAUCAAUACCUUAAAACGAGAUAAUGAAAAACUUCAAAAUGAAAGAGAACGUAACGAUAACAUGAUUCUUAAUGAACAUGAAUCACAAUAUAAACAACAGAUUGAUGAAUAUGAAAAGGAUCUAGAACUUUCUUCACAUGAAAUUGAAAAUAUUAAAUCUGAAUUGGCAAAUUUACAAGAAGAAAAAGAAUCUAAUGAAAAAGAAUUAAAUAAUUUAAUGAUGACAAUGCAACAAGAUUUUGACAAACAAAUUGAAAUUCUCAAAACAAAAAAUAUUGAAUUACAAAAAUAUCAUGAUACAAAAAAUAACGAAUUAAAUCAAACGGAAGAACAAAUAAAUGAAUAUGAAUUGAAAUUCAAUCACUUAAAUAAAAAUCUUGAAGAACUACAACAACAAAAUGAAAGUAAACUUGAACAAAUAAAUCAAUUAAAAAUUGAACUUGAUAAACAACAUCAAGAAAAUCAAGAACUAACAAAUUGGAAACAGCAAUAUGAACAAACACAAAAUGAACUUAUUCAACGUACGGAAAAUUUAACACAAGUAAAUGAAAAACUUCAACAAGACCUUAAAGAUUUUAAAAAUGAAAAUGAACAACAAUUCACAAAUCAAGCUAUUAACGAAAUGACAGAAAAACAAAUUUCAAAUGAUGAAUUAACAAAACAGUUAAAUGAUCUACAACAAAUGUAUGAUAAUCUUCUUGAAAAGCAAGCUAAUACUGAACAAAAAUAUGCAGAAGAUAAACAAGCUGAGGAAAAAAUUAUGAAAGAAAAAAUUAUUGAAUAUGAAACAAGAAUUAUAUUAGUAAAAAAUGAAUAUAUGGUCGAAAUGGAAAAUGCUAAACUCGACCAUGAACAAGAACUACUUCGAUUAAAAAAUCAACUUCAACAAGCAAAUUCAACCAAGAGAAAAAAAUGA
This is a messenger RNA of Rotaria sp. Silwood1, 5235 nucleotides long. NCBI's taxonomy places the organism in Eukaryota, Metazoa, Rotifera, Eurotatoria, Philodinida, Philodinidae. The record is from the annotation of a GenBank genome assembly.